Capronia epimyces CBS 606.96 is the source of this 3831-nucleotide messenger RNA. Its product is annotated as structural maintenance-chromosome 1. The transcript has 2 exons. Gene Ontology annotation, cellular component: nucleus; chromosome; cohesin complex. Gene Ontology annotation, biological process: sister chromatid cohesion. The coding region runs from base 1 to 3831 and encodes 1276 amino acids. The record is from RefSeq and is a predicted model, not a curated record. Gene Ontology annotation, molecular function: ATP binding; protein binding; ATP hydrolysis activity. NCBI's taxonomy places the organism in Eukaryota, Fungi, Ascomycota, Eurotiomycetes, Chaetothyriales, Herpotrichiellaceae.
AUGGGGAAGCUCAUCAGGCUGGAGUUGUUCAACUUCAAAUCCUACAAGGCACACCAUGUACUUCUCUUCGGCGAUGCUUUCUUCACUUCCAUCAUAGGUCCGAACGGUUCGGGCAAAUCAAAUGCCAUGGAUGCCAUCUCUUUCGUCCUCGGGAUCAAAUCCUCUGCCUUGCGCUCCACCCAUUUGAAGGAACUGGUAUAUCGCGGUCGCGUCCUGCGAAAGUCGACAGCAAACGGACAGGUGGAAGCGGAUAGAGGAGGAGCAGAACAAGAAGAAGAAGAAGAAGGAGAAGAAGAAGAGGGUGGCAGUCAAGCCAACGGCACUCAGGAGCGCAACGACCCGAAGUCGGCAUGGGUGAUGGCAGUGUAUGAGGAUGAUGCUGGAAUCGAACAAAAAUAUAAGCGCACAAUUACGAGCCAAGGAGCCUCGGAAUACCGCAUCAACGACCGCGUCGUGACUGCGCACCAAUACAAUGAGUCUCUGGAAGAGGAAAAUAUCCUCAUCAAGGCUCGUAACUUUCUGGUCUUUCAAGGCGAUGUCGAAGCCAUCGCAGUCCAGAAACCCCAUGACUUGACACGGCUCAUUGAGCAGGUUUCUGGUAGUCUGGAGUAUAAACCCGAAUACGACAGACUGAAGGCAGAGCUGGAUGAGGCCGCCGACCACCAAGCGUUUCAACUCAAUCGUCGCAGAGGCAUCAACUCUGAGAUCCGUCAGUAUCAGGAACAGAAACGAGAGGCGGACAACUUCCAAAAGAAGGCUGCGGAGCGAGACGACGCAGUCGUCACUCACGUCUUGUGGAAACUCUAUCAUCUGCAACGCCAGAUCGAAGAGUCCAGUGCCGAGAUCCAGAAACACCAGGAUGACUUGAAGGAGUACCGUAGGGGUAUUGAGAAAUACGAGAGAAAUCUCGACAUUGCAAAGAAGGAACACGCACAAGCCGCCAGAGGCGUAGCCAAGGCAGAAAAGGCGAUCAAGGCGAAGGAAAGAGAAAUCGAAGACAAGGUGUCUUCUCUCAUACCAAUCGAGGAGCAGAUUAAGAUCUCGAACCGGCAACUUUCCAAGUACCACAAUCGAGUCGAAAGCAUAUCGACGGAACAAGACACGCACAUGAAAACUGUGGCACAAUUGGAAAAGGACUUGAGCACUGUUGAGAAAGCUCAAGCUCAAUGGCAAACCCAGUUGGAACAGAAUGCAAGUCGACUGGGUGGGCAGCUGAGUGAUGCAGAUCUUCAACAGUACACGCGACUCCGAGAAGAGGUUAUCAAACGCGCUUCAGCGGACCUCAGUCGCGUCGAGAGACUGAAGGGUGAACGAGCCCCAAUUGAGGCCACGUACAACAGCCUCAAGAGCAGCGUGGAAAGCACCGAGUACAAGCUGAGGUCUCUUGAAGAUGAGUGUCGCGCUCUCACCGAGCGGAGAGAUGCUGUCAAAGACGUCGUCGAGCAAACACAAGCCCAGAUUGAGGAAAAGAAGAAAGAGCUCAAUGCUGCGACGUCGAAGCGACUGCAGGCCGCGCGGACUCGGACCGAGCUGGAUGAAAAGCUCGCGGAAGUCGCGCGAAAGUUACUCGAAGCCGACGACGGUCGCCGAAUGAGUGAAAAGGAGAAGAGAAUGAAGGAAACCAUCGCCAUGCUCAAACGUACCUACCCUGGCGUCAAAGGUCGCGUGCAUGAACUGUGCAAGCCGAAACAGAAGAAAUACCAAGAAGCGGUCGGUACGGUCCUCGGUCGCGACUUUGACUCUGUCGUGGUUGACACUGAGGCCACGGCUAAGCAAUGUAUUGAAUAUCUGCGAGACCAUCGGUCAGGUCAGGCCACCUUCAUCCCGCUAGAUACAAUCCACGUCAGCGCGCUCAAUUCGAACCUCAAAGGCAUGCACCGAGGCAUGCGUCCGGCCAUCGAGACUGUGGAUUACGACCAGUCGGUCGCGCGAGCCAUAUCCUAUGCCUGUGGAAAUGCAAUUGUCUGUGAUGACCUUGCCAUUGCUAAAGAACUUUGUUAUGUUCGCCAUGUCGAUGCAAAGGCUGUCACCCUGGACGGCAGUGUCAUCCACAAGGGCGGUCUGAUGACCGGCGGUCGUGGCAGAGAGCAAAACACCCGGCGAUGGGACGAUGCCGAAAUCGAGAGGCUCCACAAGCUCAAAGACAAAUUGAUGGAAGAAUUCGCCGCACUGCCUCAAGAGAGAUCUCGUGUCGCCCAAGAACAGGUCCUGCAAAACGAGCUCAGUGGGCUUGAGAGCAGACUACGCUAUGCCAAAGAAGAACUAGACGCUCUUAAGAAGAACGUCCAGAGCAAGAAGCGCGAAGUCGACCACGUGCGGCAGCUGCUCUCGGAAGAGACACCCAAGAUGAGGGGAGAGCAGAGUAAGCUCGAGAAGAUCGACGAAGACAUCUCGGACUAUCAAGAGUCGAUCAACAACGUCGAGAACGAGAUCUUCGCCCAGUUCUGCCAGAGGCUUGGUUUCGAUGACAUUCGGGACUAUGAAGAUCGGCAAGGCUCGCUUCAACAGGCGGCUGCCCAGAAGAAACUUGAGUUUGUGACCCAAAAGGGGAGGAUUGAAGGCCAACUUGCCUUUGAGCGAACCAGAAUCCAGGCGACAAAUGACCGACUUCGCGCUCUCCACGAAAAGGAGCAACACAACAAAGACACUCUCAAUGACCUCAUCGAGCAGCGGGAGGGUAUCAACAACGACCUUGAGACCCUGAAGCAUGAGCUCGAUGAGCUCCACGCCCAACUAGAUGAGCAGAAAGAGCUGCUAGCCAAAGCCGGCGAGCAGCUGGCAAAGCAGAAACAAGAGGUUCAGAACCGAGCCAAGGAGAUGGAGAGCACUUUCAGAGCCAUCAGUGCGCUGGAAACGGAAAUGGAGCGCCACUCGACUAUCAGAUACAGUCUCCUUCGCCGCUGCAAGAUCGAGAACAUCGCCGUACCAUUGGAACCGUCGUCCGCGAGCUUGGACAGCGUUCCGAUUAAUGAGAUGCCUCUCGACGAUGCCAACGCCAUGGAUGUGGAUGUAGAUGAUCCCGCGUCGUCCCUGCAAGCACAGCAUGUCGCUGACUACGGCGUGUCGCCCGACUUCGAUGUUCUCGAUGACGACCUUAAGGAGGACGACAGCGAAGCCAUGGAAGCCAAGUUGCAGGAAGACAUUGCGAAAUUAAGUGCGACCUUGGACAAGAUGCAACCGAAUGCGCACGCCGCGCAACGCCUGGCCGCCGUCGAACAACGCGCCCGCGACACCGAGCAGGAAUACGAGGACGCCCGCGCCAAAUACCGUGAGCUCAAGGCCAGCUUCGAAGAUACCAUGGAGAAGCGGAACGAGUUGUUCAACAAAGCCUUCUCCCACAUUUCGGAGCAGAUUGAGCCCAUCUAUUCCAACCUGACAAAGUCGGACGAAUUCCCUGCCGGGGGCCGCGCAUAUCUCACUGCGGACGAAGAAGAACCUUACCUCGCCGGGGUGAACUAUCACACCAUGCCCCCGACGAAGCGGUUCCGAGACAUGGAGCAUCUGUCGGGCGGAGAGAAGACCAUGGCAGCGCUGGCGUUGUUGUUUGCCAUCCACAGCUACCAGCCCAGCCCAUUUUUCGUGCUGGACGAAGUCGACGCCGCCCUAGAUAACGCCAACGUAGGCAAGCUGGUCAACUACGUCCGCAAUCACGCUGGCCCAGGCAUGCAAUUCAUCGUCAUCAGCUUGAAGACUGGCUUCUUCCAAGGCAGCGAGACGCUCGUGGGCGUGUACCGGGACCAAAGUGCCAACAGCUCCAAAGUCUUGACGCUGGAUGUAAGAUUUGACCUUUCCCUUCUAAUUGGAUCUCUCCUCUCUGACAUGACCACCUAG